GGCUGCCGAGGCAAGAGGAAGAUGGCGGCGGGGGCGCGGUGAGGUGUUGGCAGUAGAAAGGGGUUCGGGUGCGGGGGGCGGGAGAACGCGGAGAGAUGGCCCGCGCCGGCUGCAGGGCCGGAUGAGAAGCGGUCGCGCCGCGGGUGUAGGAGAGAGGAGGGCGCCCGGGCGCCACGAGAGUAUGACGGGGCUGUAUGAGCUGGUGUGGCGGGUGCUGCACGCUCUGCUCUGCCUGCACCGCACGCUCACCUCCUGGCUCCGUGUUCGGUUCGGCACCUGGAACUGGAUCUGGCGGCGCUGCUGUCGGGCCGCCUCCGCCGCGGUCCUAGCGCCGCUCGGCUUCACGCUCCCCAAGCUCCUGGCUGUCGGCAGGAACGGCAGGAACCGCCGUCACCACCGGCAUCCGCGCGGGGGGCCGACCCCGGUCGCCGCCCACCCGCGGCUACGCUGGCGCGCGGACGGCCGUUCCCUGGAGAAGCUGCCUGUGCACAUGGGCCUGGUGAUCACCGAGGAGGAGCAGGAGCCCAGCUUCUCGGACAUCGCAAGCCUCGUGGUGUGGUGUAUGGCCGUGGGCAUUUCUUACAUUAGUGUCUACGACCACCAAGGUAUUUUCAAAAGAAAUAAUUCCAGAUUGAUGGAUGAAAUUUUAAAACAACAGCAGGAACUCCUGGGCUUAGAUUGUUCCAAAUACUCACCAGAGUUUGCAAAUAGUAAUGACAAAGAUGAUCAAGUUUUAAAUUGCCAAUCGGCAGUGAAGGUGCUGUCCCCAGAAGAUGGAAAAGCAGAUAUUGUGAGAGCUGCUCAAGACUUCUGCCAGUUAGUAGCUCAGCAGCAAAAGAAAUGCACAGAUUUGGAUGUAGAUAUGUUAGACAGUUUACUUAGUUCAAAUGGUUUCCCUGAUCCUGAUUUAGUAUUGAAGUUUGGUCCUGUGGACAGCACACUAGGCUUUCUUCCCUGGCACAUCAGGUUGACUGAGAUUGUCUCUUUGCCUUCCCACCUGAACAUCAGUUAUGAGGACUUUUUCUCUGCCCUUUGUCAAUAUGCAGCCUGUGAACAGCGUCUGGGAAAAUAGUGAUCCCUGGUUGUGUAAUUUGAUUUCAGGCUUUUGGAGAAAAGGACUCAAGUGACUCUGAUGUUUACAAAGCACCUAUGAAACCCUGUACACACCUAGUUCAUAAUCCUCAUAAUUUAUCAACAAACACAAAAAAGUGUCUUACUUGAGAGUAAGAGUACAUGUGAGUGAAUGAGUGUGUGUGUGAGUGUGUGUGUGUGUGUGUGUGGAAAUAAACUUAUAAAUGGGGGAAGUAUUGGAGGAGGAUAUAUGUGGACUUGCACCUUUGAGCAAAUAGCAGCGAUGUUUUAGGAGCUGAAAUUUCAGAUUUACAGGCUUCAGCCCCAACUACUUCCCUUUUUUGUGGGGAGAGAAAGGGGUGGUUAAAGCUGUUUUGUUGUUCUUUGGGGGGGAGGGGAAUAACUUUUGUUCAUUCUUUCCAAGUGACCAAACUUUAAUUUUUAAAAAUAGUAUAUUGACGUAUUAAAUGGAAGCAUUCUGAGUUUGAGGGAUCUCCAGAGGAAUGGAGUUCUGUGUUGUUCACAUGUUGAAAGUUUGCUCACCUUUGGAGCAGAGGGAAUACGUAUUUUCAGACAUCCGUCCAUUUUCAUCUCUUCGUUAUUGUCAGUGUGACUUGAAAAUGUCGCUCUGUUGUCUGUGUUCUGGGUUGUGAAGAUCACUUGAAAAAGAACUCUUACAACAUUGAAAUGCAGAAUUAAAAAAAUUUUAAAUAUUGUGUGAGGCAGUCAUAAAAGGUGAAAAGGUUGUAAUCUUAAAAGUAAAGGUGAAACUUUCCUGAAUAAGGAAAGAAAGUUUUGAUCUCCUUUUCUGUUUGGUGGGCAGUGGGCUAGAUAGUACCCAAAGCUGGUUUAAAAAAUUUCCAUUAACUGUGUUUAUUUAAAUAAGCAUUUGAGGGAAAUUACCGAGGCAGCUCUUUUCCUCAAAAGUAACCUGUUCCUCUUUGGAAUAGCACAUUUAGGACCAUGUUAGUACCCAGGAUUUUUACUUAAUAAAUCCUGACGGUGACUUUGCAUAAAAAUAUGAUCUUUAAGUAAGAUUGAGGCCUGUGUAGGUAAUAAAACAUUACCAAAGUCUACAAAAGUAAUUUAAUUUUGCAUGUUCUCUUUCAUGGCAGAGAACAGCACUGGUUCUGUUCAUUUUUAAAUGAAGAAAUGAUUUUUUGAUAGGUGUUUAGUUUUUCUUCCCUCACUGCUGAUACUCGGACAGAAACCAUUAUUCUUUAUAUUUGAUGGGCUGUUUUCAGAAGAAUCUUAUUAACAAGUGCACAAUAGUUAUCCAAAAUUGUAUGUUUAGAAUGGAGUAGUUUAAAAACUAGGUCUCAGAGUCUGAAAAAUAGCAAAGAAGACUGGAUUUGGAAAGCAAGGUCUGGAAUUGCUUGCCAAAUUCUGAGGCUACGAAGAAUAAAUGUUUUGACUUUGGAUUCCAAAACCCCAUUUAUGAUUUUAAAAAACACUUGAAAUAAAACGAUAUAAACUAAAUUUUGGUUCAGUGACAUUACUUUGCACAUUGUAGUUCUUUUGUACAUUGUGAGACUUUUUUUUUUAAGUCUUAAUUUAUUGCUAAAAGCUUUGUGUGAUGCUACAGCAUAUCUCUAAAUUUUACCAGAGAAUUUUUUAUUUCUGUUCCCCUGUACUGUCAUGCAUGUUCUAUUGAGGCUUUUUGGCCUUAGUUGAAGACUGAAUUUAUGCCUUUUAUAAACAUGUGUCUUUUUUAAACAUUCUGGAAUAUAUAUGGUUUUAAUGAAUUAAAUUUAAUGGGCCCGAUUGAAGUGAAGGGAUUUAAUAAUAUUUGUUCAAAUGAAGUUAGGCAAAUAAAUUAUCCACUGCAAUAUAGCCAAAGCCACUAAAGGUUUAAUAGUUGAGUCUUUGUAUUUUUAUUUCUUCUUAUAUUUCACAGCAGUGUAGUGUUACACAUUACAGUAAAUCUGUAACCUGUGACCUGAGUCUGUUAUAGUCCUAAGUAGGAAGAGACCCUUAAAACAAGUUGCUGAGGAUUCUGAUUUCAGAUAUAGGCAUUCCAGAUCCUUCCCAUGAGUUUAACUGUUAGUACAGUCUCCACAAUUUGAAUGACAUCAGUCAUUCUGUAAUUCCUGCCCAAAUCAUCUACUAGUUAUGCAUUAUCAGCGGUCCCUUUGCACUCCCAAGAAGAACUGAUAAAAACUUUAAAGAAACGUGUUGUUUGUCUUGAUGUGUUUUGAAGAAUAUUGUCUUUAAAUUGUUUCUUCUUGACACUGCCCACAAUGGAAAAAUUAUCAAAUUAAACCUACCUUAUGGAUGGCAGCUUGGAGCUUAGCAAGAGGUUGGAGGGUUUGAAUUCCAUUCCCAAAUUCUGGUUGUGUUUUGUUUCUUAAUACUGAUUACUGUUAGAAAGUUUGAAAGCUGGUUUUGAUGUGAAUAGCAAAUUCUGGUAUAUUGUGACUAAGGCUUAAUAAUGCCUUCUUGAGAGAAGAAUGUGUUAUAAUGUUAAUGAACAGUGCCAAAUACACUGUACACAUCUACAAUUUAAUCUUUGAAUGUAUGUUACUUGAUUAGUUCCCUCUUUCUGUGUGAUGGUACCAUGCAUAGAGUCAAAUCCUUGUGAUGUUUUGUAUGGCUGUAGACUUUGGCAACAUGUAAAUAAUGUGUAAAGCAAGUUUUUAUGAUUAAGGAAUCAAAUUUAUUGAAUUUUACUAUUGAAAGUUGAAACGACAUGUAUGAACAAAAACAAUAAAAGAAUAUACACUUUUCAUGGACUAUAGUAUUAUGUGAAUGCUACAUUCUAAACAUGUAGGGACUGCAAAAAUGUAAUGAGAAACUCAUAUGACAAGAUAACAAUACUAUUUUUUUGGAUGGUAAGUUCUUGAUUGAAGUAUAUUCUCAUUUUUACCAGAUUAAACAUUUGGAAUCGUAAAAUGUUAUUUGCUUUUUGCCAGGUAACAGGUAAAAUUCAGCUUCGCCAUUGGUAAAAUUGUCAAAAUUCCACAGUAAUUAAAAUCUGAACAGUUUUUUACUGAAUAUGGAAUGCCAAGUUGAAAAUGUAUAUGUGUACUCUUUUAAAAAGGAAUUUGACGUUCUCGUUAAACCAGGAAAUAGAAGGGUAAGAGCUAUGGUUUGUCUUACGUUGCAUAGAGUAUUCACUUUCUAACUCGAGGAUCUAAUUAUAAGAUAGCUGGCUUUUUAUGCAUAAUUUCUAUCUGAAAUUGUUUCUCAAAGGUCACCUUUUAACUUUAGUUAAUAGGAAAUGCCUUUAACAAAAGUUAGUGUAGGAAAAGUUCAAGACAGUUUGAAAUAAAACCCAGGAAACAAGAAUACGGCCAGAAUCCUAGUCGAUAGGACAUAAACUGAUAAAAUUGGUGGAAAAGGGAAGUGCAAAAAAUUUGCUUGCGACUUGAAUAAAAAAUACACAUUCAUUCUAAAAAAAAAAAAAGAAU
This is a messenger RNA of Globicephala melas (long-finned pilot whale), 4481 nucleotides long. It is a transcript of the gene NUS1, whose product is annotated as NUS1 dehydrodolichyl diphosphate synthase subunit. Gene Ontology annotation, cellular component: endoplasmic reticulum membrane; dehydrodolichyl diphosphate synthase complex. Lineage: Eukaryota; Metazoa; Chordata; Mammalia; Artiodactyla; Delphinidae. The record is from RefSeq and is a predicted model, not a curated record. Gene Ontology annotation, molecular function: ditrans,polycis-polyprenyl diphosphate synthase [(2E,6E)-farnesyl diphosphate specific] activity.